AUGUCCAGUCCGAAAUAUUCCACGAUUGAAAUCCUUCCAAAUGAAUUAUGGUUGAACAUAUUUCAAUAUUUUAAUACGGAUGAUCUUUUCCGCACAUUUUUCAAACUUAACAAACGAAUCGAUAAUCUUGUAACCAGUGAGAACAAUCUGCAUUUAACUUUAAAUAACAACUUCGAUUAUGAACGGUGUAUGGACAUAAUCCUAAACUCAAUCAAAUCGCUUUCACAGGUGAAAUCAUUGACAUUACAGUAUUCUACGCUAUUGGAAAAAUUCUAUGCAAUUUAUCCAAUCACCCACUUUACUCAACUGCAUACUCUGCAUCUUCUUUCUUCAAUCAAACUCGAUAUAUUUCGUGAUAUCCUAUGUUUGACAACAUUGAAGUCACUCAGUCUUGUCUACAAUAGUGUUCAAAGCUUCGAGACUCAAUGGGAGACCUUGUGCAAUGAAGGAUCAAAUUUAGCUUUAACGCUAAUCGAUUUCGCUGUUAGACUUGACUUUAGUGAAGUGGUACAAUUGAAUACUGAAUCGGUCGCUCAACCAAACAUGAUCGAAAGAUUUACCAUGCAGUUCUUUUCGAAUCGGCGUUCGACGCUAAUACUUCCAUUUUUCGCACAAACACAAUUUUUGAUAUUCGGUCACUUACCUUCGAGAACACAAAGUUGCCUCGUUUUAAACCGUUGUAUCAAGAUAAAACUCGAUUUAUGUAAAGAUGUUACUCACGAACAAAUUCAAUCAAUUUUAAAGUUAGUACCACAAUUAAAAUACUUGAUAGUUUUACAAACAGAUUACUCAGUACAAGCAGCUGGCAGAGUAUGGCAACAUUUAUUGGAAAAUACAUGCAAAAAUGUUCUUAUAUUUAAUUUGACAAUUAGAUUUACAAAAGGAUAUGGUUGUCCCGAAUAUCCAUUAUCUUAUUGGAAUCAAAACAGUUUUCGAACGAUAUAUUGGGUCGAGAGAAAAACCAGAAGUAGAUUUCGUGAUCACGCUUUUCCAGGAUUCACCGCUUGUUUCGAUAUAAGAAAAAAAUGA
Messenger RNA from Adineta ricciae, 1029 nucleotides. The record is from the annotation of a GenBank genome assembly. NCBI's taxonomy places the organism in Eukaryota, Metazoa, Rotifera, Eurotatoria, Adinetida, Adinetidae.